Molecule: messenger RNA, 2346 nt
Organism: Aspergillus welwitschiae
Lineage: Eukaryota; Fungi; Ascomycota; Eurotiomycetes; Eurotiales; Aspergillaceae
Product: transcription factor domain-containing protein
Exons: 2
Coding region: 1-2346 (781 amino acids)
Biological process (GO): DNA-templated transcription; regulation of DNA-templated transcription
Molecular function (GO): DNA binding; zinc ion binding; DNA-binding transcription factor activity, RNA polymerase II-specific
Source: RefSeq, a predicted model, not a curated record
AUGGCCACAACAAGCAAAAAGUCAGAUCGACGAGUUCCACCCGAGCAACGGAAACGCACGGAGCACAGCUGUGACCGUUGCAAAUCAAGAAAGCAGAAAUGCCAACGGCUUCCAAAUGAAGACCGCUGUGAGCAUUGCAUACGCAUGAACUAUGGCUGCAAGGUCACCAGGCCCCGAAAGCAACGGCUCUAUGGCAGCGCCGAGCUCGUGCGUUACAAGAUUGCACUGCUUGAGGCGCUGGUAAAGGGGCUUGUUCCCAGUGCAGACCUCAAUUCCAUUGAGAGCAUGCGAGAACUUGGACAGUCCUUAGGCAUUAAGCUUCCGGAAGAGGUGGAUAACACGUAUCCACCCCUGCUCGAGAUGAUCCAAGCAAGCGAAGAAGCAAACCCGAACAAGAACGAGGAGCUGGUUCGUGACAUGGAGGGCCAGGAACAGUAUAUCGGGCCUGCGAGCUCCUAUUUUUUCCAGAUGAAGCUCCGUGCCCUCUUGGGGCUUCAUCGCCAGGCCCAGGGAGGAAAGUUUCAGAUGUACCUCUUUGGCCGCAACCCUUCCGAGGACACCUUGAGAUAUGCUAGAGAGAUCCUCACGGAGGCCGAUAUUCGAGCAGUAGCAGAACCCCAACAAGUCGAGGUCAGCGCUAAUGCUGUCCAAUAUCCUUCUCCUUUGCUCGAUCGCUCCGUCAUCAAUGGGCUCAUUCGAGCUUACUUCGAUAACGUCAACAUCGACUUCCCGGUCCUCCACGAAGCCUCUUUCUUGGAAAUAUACGAUGUGUGGCGACUUUCCCCGCAAUCCGUUGAUCGAGCGUGGGUAUGUGAACUGUUGUGCGUAUUGCUUCUGGGUCGGCGAAUUAGUCCGCUGGGGACAACGGAGACCCAGCAGCAAAAAUGGUGGACCCACGUGGAAUCCCUUCUGCCCACAAUUAUUUUCACCAACAAUAUCCUUUCGGUCCAGGCCUUGAUGCUGGCUGCUUUGCAUCUUCAUAACACGAAUCAUCGUGAUGCCUGCUGGACCUUGACCGGGGCAGCGGCCCGCAUUGCAAUCGCCAUUGGACUCCAUCGAGACGAGAUCAUCUGUGAGGGACCUAGACUGGCUAAGGAGCUCAGGAAAUCACUGUGGUGGACACUGUAUGCUUUCGAGCAGAUCCAGGUCUCUUCCCAUGACCGGCCCAGUGCUAUCGAUAGCACCAUGUGUUCUACUACCUCGCCCCAUGAGAGAGUCCUUGGUAUGGGAUCCUCCAACUGGCCCCCGACCUACACACUCUGGUCCGCACGGCUUGUUACUAUCUUAGGCUUAGUAUGCCGUGCCUUACCAACUGCCACGAGCGAGAAUGGUCGCACAGGUCUCCUCUCCCCGACAGCUGGGUUGCUCCGGGAUUUAAGCCGGUGGCUUUAUUCCCUACCCCAGCACCUAACUCUCAGCGUAUUGAGGACCUUGCCAGAUGGCUUCAAGAGACCCGUUCUCUUGUUACACAUCCAGUAUCAUUAUACUGUAUCCUUGCUCACUCGCUGUGCAUUGCUGCAACUCCUUGCCUCCGUAUCGCAGAACUCAGAAGCUAACCCCAACGAUGAAGAGGUCAAAGCGAAUGCCAAGGUUUGUUGCGAGUCUGGUCGAAAGGCUUGUGAGCUACUGCUGCAGCUGGACGAACUGGGGAAAUUCAACCCAGUGACCUGGUGGGACGUCUAUUACGUGUACUCGUCGACUUUGGUCUUGACGUUGAGUAUUCUGUGCGACCGAGCGCGGCCCGACAGCGACAAGACUGUCACUGACAAAGAUGUUUCGUUGCUCCACGACUGUGCGAGUAUGCUCAUGCGCCAUUCGUCCAACCCAAUGAUGCCUGCUACCAUGCUUCGCUGGACCGGGGCCAUACGGGACGUUGACGUGCUGCUUAACGAAAGGUCAGCCCCCGCUCAACCGCCACCAGUCCGCGAUGAUCCGGUCAACAAUGAACCAGUCUCGGAAAAUGCUCUGGUCCCUCUUGGUUCGUCGAUGAGAGAGAUAACUGCUCCUUAUUCUGGUAUGGAAGUGGCACUAGGCCCUAGCACCGAGCUCGCUGUGUCUCAAAUGGGUUUAAUUAACAUGCCCUUCCAAAAUUAUGGAGCAGGCAUGGACCCCCUCACGGAUCAGAGCGUGGCUCAGAUGGAUCCGACUAUGGUGUAUGCUAAUGGCGGCCACAUGGACCAGUUGAUGUCGAUGCCACUCUUGGGCGACGACAAUGCUAUCUUCUCCUGGGAUUCGAUUGGAUCCAUGUUACUGGGGACAGAGGCAUUCAAUGCGGCCGCACGAUCCCGACUAGCCAUGCUUUCGGAUGUUCGACUGCUGAGGGAAUUUGACGACGGAAAUGCCUAG